CAACUAAGACACACAGCACAAUCCGAUCCAAACCAAACUAAACCUCAUUCAUCCCUUGCAAUUCUUCAAACACCUUACCUGCAAAGACAAAAGCGCUUCAACUCAAGCAUGGCCAACGCAGCUGAAGUUUCAGCUUUGAAUCGCAUCAAGUUGCAUCUUUUAGGUGAACUCUCUCCACUCGCCACUCCCCAAAAUAAACAACCUUCUUCCCAAUUUAAUGAAACCAAUAACAGCCCUUCUCAAUCUUCUUCCUCUGAUUCUUGCCUCUCCUUCGAUCACUACCUCACUGAGCUCCUUGAACCUGAAAUUCAAUUACCCCUUUUCGAAUUCGACUCCAAACCCCAAAUAAUCGACCUCGACACCCCGAAACCCCUCACAUCGGUUCACAAGAAACCCCAAUCAAAUCGUAAACCUUCGCUGCAAAUCUCUCUCCCCAAGAAGACCGAGUGGAUCCAAUUUGGGAACCCGGAUCCCAACCCGGCUGUGGUCUUGCCGGAGAACCAGCCGGAGAAGAAGCACUACAGAGGAGUCCGGCAGCGGCCUUGGGGGAAGUUCGCCGCCGAGAUCCGCGACCCGAACAAGCGCGGGUCGAGAGUGUGGCUUGGAACCUUCGACACCGCCAUCGAGGCUGCCAAGGCCUACGACCGCGCUGCCUUCAGGCUCCGCGGCUCAAAGGCCAUCCUCAACUUCCCGCUCGAAGUAAGCGCGGUGGAGGAGACCACCGACGCCGAGGGCGAGAGGAAGCGGCGGCGCCAGGAGGAGGAGGAGGUAGAGGAAGUGAAGCCGGUGGUGAAGAAGGAGAAAACGACGGAACAGGAGGUGAACUGUUUUAGGGAGAUGCCGUUAACGCCGUCUAUGUGGACCGGGUUCUGGGAUAGUGAUGUGAAGGAGAUUUUCAACGUUCCGCCGUUGUCGCCGUUAUCUCCUCUUCCGGCUUUUGGAUUAUCACAACUCAUGGUUGUGUGAAAUUAGUGAUUUAGGAGUGCUUUUUGGUUCUUUUUGCAGCGUCCUGUUUGGGGAUGAGUACAGUGUACAUUUCACAAAUUUGUUAAUUCAACAAUCUUCAAUCGUUCUAAUCACU
Messenger RNA from Vigna unguiculata (cowpea), 1081 nucleotides. RefSeq names its product ethylene responsive element binding factor 5 (gene ERF5). Gene Ontology annotation, molecular function: DNA binding; DNA-binding transcription factor activity. NCBI's taxonomy places the organism in Eukaryota, Viridiplantae, Streptophyta, Magnoliopsida, Fabales, Fabaceae. The record is from RefSeq and is a predicted model, not a curated record. Gene Ontology annotation, biological process: regulation of DNA-templated transcription; ethylene-activated signaling pathway.